Messenger RNA from Zerene cesonia (dogface butterfly), 3466 nucleotides. RefSeq lists its product as uncharacterized. NCBI's taxonomy places the organism in Eukaryota, Metazoa, Arthropoda, Insecta, Lepidoptera, Pieridae. The record is from RefSeq and is a predicted model, not a curated record. The transcript has 2 exons. The annotation marks the transcript as partial. Gene Ontology annotation, molecular function: catalytic activity.
AUGGAGAAAGCGAGCAAUAACCAAACUACUCAGGCGGGUACCAGUAAAACUGGAGAAUCCCGUGGUGUGUCGACAGAUGCUUCAGAGGCAACUGUGGACACACUCAGCCCAAUCGUAUCUGAGGGGGCAAUUGAUCGCUGUUUAGUAAGAUUGGAGAGAAGUGAGGAGGCGGAAUCACAACUUGAGUCUUUAAUGGACGACACUACGAUGAGCCUGAGCUCAUCCAAUAUGUUGAGCUGUAAUAAUAGAACGGGUGCUACCCUGAUACCAUCCAGGAAACCCAUAUGCGAAAAGAGGGUACGGUCGCCUGAAGGGUGUCAAUAUAACUCUGACUCUCUUAGUGACAAGUCAGCUGCACCGUUACCCAAAGUACCUAAGACAAGAGGAAGGCAAAGAUAUCCAACAUCAGCCAUAAGAAGUAUUGGUCUUAGUAAGGCCACUAAGAAGUUGGCAGCUGCCAAGCGUGGCGAGCAGCGAAAAGAGGUUGAAGAAUGCGCUGAAAGUGAAACGGUAAAGCUCGUUGAGGAUUAUCACCUAGCUAGAGCUUCUUGCCUUACUGAUUCUUCUUCUAUUAUUGAGACCGAGACUGGAGAGAUGUCUCAUGGCGUUAGAAAUGUAAUUUUGCAAUUAGCUUCCAUAGUUAGCAAUGUCGAAGUCAAGUCAAAAAACAUUAAAGGGACGUUCAGAAAAAGUCUAAAAGAGGUAGUAGCUGGAUUGAUGGACCUAGGUGAAAGAGUUCAUCGUGCAACUGCUUCCGAGGAGACGGCGAGAUUGGAGCGUGAGGUAGCCUCAAAAGAUGCGGAGCUAAGACGCAUGAAAGAGAAGUAUGAAAGAGUGGAGGCUAUGAAUGCCCGCAUGUUUACGGAGUUAGCGGAACUCCGAAAAGAGAUGGCAGCUCUGCGUGAGGAAUCAAAGCGUGAUGAUGGAGAACGCGAGCGCAGACUUAUGGUUCAAUUUGGAGAAUUGGUCAAUGCUCGUUUUGAAGCCGUUGAGUCUCGACUUCUGCCAGAAACUCGCAUGAGACCACCGCUUGCAGCGGAUAGAGCGCGAAAAGAGGGAACAGCGAAAGCUAAUCCAACUCAAGAUAGGUCGCAGGAUAAGAACAAAUCCAAGAAGACAAGGGGUUCGUCUGAUGCUCAAUCACAACGGCAAGAUUCUGUUGCUGUAGCAUCUGCAUCCCUCUCUAAGAAUAGUAAAAGGAAGAAGAAAACUGUGAAAAGAAAUACAGCGGUAGUUCAAACACCGAUCUCAACAGUCGAGCAUCACUCGGUUCCUACUGCUGAAAAUAUCAGAGAAGUUAGCUGGACAACAGUUGUGAAACGUGGUAAAACAACCCAGAAAAAUCAGCAGGGUAAUAAGCGUGCACAAUCUUUGCGGCAAAAAGCUGCAAUGUUGCAUCCCCCAAGGUCUGCAGCGAUAGUUUUAACGUUGCUUUCAGAGGGUGUGAGCAGAGGUUUGACAUACGCUAGUAUAAUUUCUGAAGCGAAAAAUAGAAUUGAUUUAGCUAGUCUUGGAAUCGAGUCUGUACGAUUUAAGCGAGCUGCUACUGGAGCCGCCAUUAUUGAGAUUCUUGGUGUGACUGGCGAGGAGAAGGCUGAUCUAUUGGCCGAUAAACUUAAGGAAGUUUUGAAUGACAUGGAGGUUAGAAUCACCCGACCCACAAAAUGUGCAGAAUUGCGCAUCUCCGGGUUGGACGACUCGACCACUUCCGAGGAAGUCACUGCUGCUAUCGUCAAGACUGCUGGCUGUCUUCCAGAGAUGAUAAAAAUUGGUACCAUCCGACGCGGUCGGUCGGGUACGGGUACAGUAUGGCACGUGUUCAGCUUCUUGAGCAAAGAAAAAGGCGCUGUUUCCGAUGCUUUGAAGUCGGACAUGUUCGAGACAAUUGCAAAUCUGAAGUGGAUCGUGGAGCACAAUGUUACCGUUGUGGUGAAUUGGGACAUAAGGCAAAGGAUUGCAUGGCUUCGCCACACUGUACUCUAUGUGCUUCAGUUGGCAAAUCAUCGGGUCACUCUGUUGGCAGCCGAGCGUGUGGGGCUUCCAAAAGAAUGCGACAUCGUUCAGCUGUGGUUGUUGAACAAACACAGCGGCCUGAUGUUGAGAUGGUACCAGAACAUCUUACAUAAGAUGGCUCUACGAUAUUUGCAAGCGAAUAUAAACCACUGUGCGAAAGCUCAGGACCUCCUGGUCCAGAGCAUGAUGCAGUGGCUGGUGCAUGUUGCAGUGAUUGCGGAACCAUAUUAUAUUCCUAACUGUAAUGAGUGGCUUGCUGAUAACGAUGGUCUUGUGGCUAUUGUUGUUAAAAUGGUCGAUGACAUCCCACCCCUUCGAAGUACUAUAAGAGGUCAUGGUUGGGUCGCGGUGAUUCUAGGUGACACGCUUAUAAUUGGAGUGUAUUUUUCUCCCAACAGACCUUUGUCUGAAUUUGAAGAUUAUCUCCUGGAGCUGGAAACAGUCAUUAGACAAAACAACUACCGUCAGGUGCUUGUAGCUGGCGAUUUCAACGCUAAAUCGGUGACAUGGGGAUCGCCGGCAACUAGUGCACGUGGGGCAGUUCUGGACGAAUGGAUAGUAGCUAUCGGGUUAGUUGUUAUGAAUCAGGGUUCCAUAAAUACUUGCGUGCGGCAACAGGGUGGAUCUAUCGUGGAUAUCACGCUUGCAUCUUCCUUGUUAGCUAGCCGUGUACAAGACUGGAGAGUACUUGAGGAUGUAGAGACUUUGUCUGACCAUAGAUAUAUUAGGUUUGACAUCUCCACCGUACAAGUCACUUGCCAGACCCAAAGUUCCUAUUCGAGAGACAAUCCUAGGUGGUCAUUAAAACGCCUCGAUCGCGACGCGUUACGGGUUGCAGCGAUUGUUCAGGCUUGGGUAUCGCCGCCACUUGACGGUAGUACUGUAGAUGUUGAAACUGAGACUGACUGGUUCCAGCAAGCGCUGUCACAGAUUUGUGAUGCAGCCAUGCCCCGGGUCAGGUCUUUGCCUCCUAAGCGCCAGGUUUACUGGUGGUCUGGGGAUCUUGCAACACUGCGUAGUGCCUGUGUGAGGGCAAGACGCCUGUAUAGCCGGUUACGUCGACGCCGUCACCGUGAUGAGGAAAUGGAGAAUCAGCGUUAUGCAGAAUACCGGGAGGCAAAAAAUAAAUUGAAGAUAGCCAUGGAAAAGGCGAAGGUUAAGGCACGAGAAGAAUUUUUGGAAACUCUUUCUAGAGAUCCAUGGGGCCGACCGUACAGGUUGGCGUUGUGCAAACUGCGCUCCAGGGGUCCACCAUUAACAAAAAUCCUAGAAACUGAUUUCCUAGAUAGUGUAGUAGGGACCUUGUUUCCGAUCAGGGAUGAAAUUGUACCUCCCGUAAUGGCUCCUUCCCUGUUAGAGCAAGAUGUUAGUGAUGUGCCAGUGGUUUCGGAAGCGGAAUUUAACCUAUCGCUGUUGCGACUUCGUGCUAAGAAUACAGCCCCUGGUCUUGACG